CCGUUCAUUGUUACAUUUAUUACACACUGCAAGGUUCGGUUUUUAAAAUCUGUGUUGAAAACUUGGACUGGAUAAAAUAAAGUUAAACUUUAAAUUUUAUGAAAAUUUUUUUCAGAGAUAAAUCUAUUCGUCAAGAUGGAAUUAUACGCAAUCUUGAAACAGAGCUAGCAAAACUUUGAACGUGUGCCCGGAUGUAGAGCAAUGAGAGCCAUAGAGUUCACUGUUUUGACGACGGCGACCAUUUUGUAUCUGCUGACCGGCGGAGUGAUCUUCCACUUUCUGGAAGAUGAGAGCGAAACAGAGGCUAAACUCGCGUUACUGGAGUAUUACACCGAGUUUCUAGGUAACAACACCUGUCUGACGGCCAGAGAGCUACAGGACCUGGUCCAAAAGACCUACUCUGCCCACGAUCGUGGCAUCGUCAUCUCCAACAUCUCCGGGCAGGGGGUGGACCUGGUGGUGGAGACGUCAGAGAGCAAGUGGGACGUCGUGUCGUCCAUUUUGUUUUGUGUCAUCGUCAUAACAACCAUAGGUUACGGCAACAUGUCGCCUAGCACCUCAGAGGGACUCGUGUUUUGUAUAGUCUACGCCCUCCUGGGCAUUCCACUGUUUGGUGCCUUGUUGGUGGAGCUCAAGGUUCGCCUGGUCAAAGCUGUUCAUUAUUUCCACGACAGCAAGCCCUGGGUACAGUACAACGACAGAUGGGACAGAAGAUUCAAAUCCUUUUUCCUUCUAGUAUUAGGAGCUAGCCUUACUAUACUGCUACCGUCCAGCAUAUUCUCGGUCAGCCAGAACUGGACGUACCUGGAGUCUGUCUACUACUCUGUCAUCACCUUGACGACCGUUGGUUUUGGUGACCUCAUACCAGCCAAGCGUACGGACAUGUACGGCUUCUACAUCAGGCUAGUACUUGGCCUGUGGAUGGUUGUUGGGCUGUCUUGUGUCACUCUUGUUCUAGGGGGCGUGUCCAUCACGAUAAAGGAGAGGUUAGAAAAGAUUUUCAACAGAACUAAACAAGUGGCUCAAAUAAAACCAAGUAAAUUGAAAACAAAACUGUGGACAAAGUCAACGGACAACUUAAAGGCAGAAGUUCGAAGCUUACAGGUCUCCGAGAACAUCGUGACUCAACAUGACCGCUCUACGUGUCUAGACGACAUUUGACGUUCGUGUUAUUUUUGUUUGUUUUCGUCACUUGGAUCAAAAAACUAAUGGCUUAUUGUUAGCGGUGACCACUCAAACUGAGCUACCGGUGUGCGUUUGUUCUGGCACCUUCCGGUGACGAUACAAAAGGGUGAGGGCCGGAAAAGGUGGCUGAACGUCUACAUGUUAAUGACUAAAAAUGUUUGGAGUCUUGUGAAAACGAGAUUUCUGGAGAUACCCAGAAAUGUAUAUUCAUUAACUUUUCUA
This is a messenger RNA of Physella acuta, 1407 nucleotides long. RefSeq names its product potassium channel subfamily K member 2-like. Gene Ontology annotation, biological process: potassium ion transmembrane transport; stabilization of membrane potential. The record is from RefSeq and is a predicted model, not a curated record. Gene Ontology annotation, cellular component: plasma membrane. Gene Ontology annotation, molecular function: potassium ion leak channel activity; outward rectifier potassium channel activity. NCBI's taxonomy places the organism in Eukaryota, Metazoa, Mollusca, Gastropoda, Physidae.